Messenger RNA from Linum trigynum, 1806 nucleotides. Lineage: Eukaryota; Viridiplantae; Streptophyta; Magnoliopsida; Malpighiales; Linaceae. The record is from the annotation of a GenBank genome assembly.
CGCUUUCCAGCUUUAUUAUUAUAUCUCUUCUCCACCCUCCAGUCACGCCUCCUUCCCCUAAUUCCUCCAUCAAGAAACCGCCUCGCCUCGCUUUCCUACUCCGAUACGCCUCCUUUCCUCUGUCUCCGCCGCCGAGCUGAGAGAAUAUCAUCAAACCCUACCAUUUGCAGCUCCGACUUGUAGCGACAACUUGUUCAGGGAAACUCGAAAUCAUGUGGGCCCAGCCUAGCCGGAAGAAUGACGUGGAGGCCGGAGCCUCGAGGCCACUGUACCCGAUGAUGCUGGAAAGCCCGGAGCUCCGCUGGUCUUUCAUCAGGAAAAUCUACUCCAUCAUCUCCAUCCAGUUGCUCGCCACCAUCGCCGUCGCCGCAACCGUCGUCUCCGUGCGUCCGAUUGCGACCUUCUUCGUCAGUUCCGGCGCUGGAUUGGCUGUCUACAUCGUCCUCCUCGUCACGCCCUUCAUUGUUCUGUGCCCGUUGUAUUACUAUCACCAGAAGCAUCCCGUGAACUAUAUUCUCUUGGGGAUUUUCACCAUAUCGAUUGCUUUCGCCGUGGGAUUGACGUGCGCAUUCACCAGCGGGAAAGUUAUCCUGGAAGCUGUGAUCCUGACAGCCACAAUGGUUGUGGGUUUAACCCUCUUCACAUUCUGGGCAGCUAAGAGAGGCUAUGAUUUCAAUUUCCUUGGACCCUUCUUGUUUGGUGCUGUACUUGUCCUCAUGGUUUUUGCUUUCAUCCAGAUUCUGUUCCCGUUGGGUAAGUUGUCACAGACGAUUUACGGGUGCUUGGCUUCAAUCAUCUUCUGUGGUUACAUUGUGUACGACACGGACAACCUCAUCAAGCGCUACUCGUAUGAUGAAUAUAUCUGGGCUGCUGUAUCUCUCUACUUGGACAUCAUCAACCUGUUCCUCUCGUUGUUGACCAUCUUCAGGGCUGCUGAUUCGUAGAGUGCCUUUGAUGAACCCUUUGGAUUCUUAUGAAGUCUUCACACAGCCACUGAGUGAAAUUGUAACUACUGGCUUUAGGGUCUCUACUUUCCCUCUUUGGUUUGGUUUAUGGAUAUUCAGUUGUAGAAGAUAGAUGUAAAUGUGAUGAAACUGUUACUAUUGGGGGAAGAAAUGUUGAAACUGAAUAUAGUAUUUUCUUGAAUGUGCCAGGAAGGUCUCAAGUCGGUUGCUUAUAUGCUUGAGAGUUCGCUUUAGUAGCUAACAAAAACCUGCAGUGUUCAUCCAGCCAGAGGGCACUUGACGUCUUAACCCACAAGGACGUGAUCCCUUGACACGGCAUAACUGCAGUUCAUUCCUUAGGACAUGCUGGUGUUUGACAAGGCCAUUCUCUCAAUAACCUUAUGAUAUAAUUCCUCAGCAACUGUCGAGUUUUACAAACCUGCCAAUGACAUACCACACUUCCCUUGCAAACCUGCAAUUUUGAAGGAGAGGAUUGAUUUCGUCUUCCUGUGCAUAACAUAGGACUCAUCUGCUUGGGAAAGUCUCAACUCCUACUCUUAACGUUUCCGCAAGUCGAGAUCUUUCUCUGCUUAACAGCCAACAGAGAUGCACCUAUUGGAGUGGAAUGACCUGCUGCCAGAUGACAUGGUGAGCGAAUUAUGCAUCUCCUGAAAGCUUCUCAUUCAUUACGUUUUGCGAGAUAGUUGAAAAGCAUGUUCACUAUUGGGCGAGAGCUCACUUUCAAAAAAACGUGCUUAAACUUAUGUUUAGGCAUGCUUUGGCAUUGGACAAUACCGAAACGUUGUCUAGAGCUAGGCUAGAUAUUGGGAACAUGUCGACGUAGUAAAGUGACACUUACGUU